GUAAAGUGAAACAUGAUAAUUGCCCAUCGCAUAGCAUUGAUUGACUAUUGUCUGUUGCUGAGGAGUGAGGGAUUCAAGUAGUAGUUUAGAUUCGUGAUCCUGUGUUUCAGAGAGAUUGUUGUUGGAACUCGUCGAAGAUAGGAUGACCGAGGGAGACGUCCUCGCCCGCCUUACCGAUGAUUCUCAGCACAUCAAAACUCUUUUGAAGCUGAUCCCUGUGAAAUUCUACUGUUCAACCGGAGAAACAGAGUACAAAGAAGGGCACGAGCCCUGGAUAAAGAAGGCGAAUAGGCCAGCUGAGAGCAAGAAAUUGAAGCAGCAAGACCAGAAAAAGAAACAAAAUAAAGCGGAGAAAGGCGAGCGUCAUCCUGAACAGCAGAAAAGUGCUGGCAAGGCAGCCAGUGGACAAGGGAAGAGCAAGAAUGCAGCUCAGAAGAAAGCAGUAAAGCCAGCAGCAGAGAGCGACAGUGCAGCAAACGGCAGUGACUCCGCAGCUCUAGUUUACAAUAAGAUUGAUGUGACCGACAGGCCGGACGAUGGCAAGAAGUUCAAGAAGAAGAGAGACUUGAAGAAGCUCAUAAGCAAAGCAGAGAAGCGACAGCAGCGCCUGGAAGAACUCAAGACUACUGACAAGGACGCAGCACAGGAGAAAGAGAAGACUGCAACGUGGAACAGAGCAAUGAGAUUGGCAGAAGGUGUCAAGUUAAAAGACGACCCAAAGCUACUGAAGAAGAGUUUGAAGAAGAAGGAAAAGAUCAAACAGCAGAGCAAGAAGAAGUGGCAAGAGCGCGUGAGCAUGCAGAAGAAGAAACAGCAGGAUGCCAGUGAAAAGCGGCAAACGAAUAUCAAGAAGAGAAUACAAGACAAGAAAGAGAAGAAGCAGGCAAAGAGAGAUAAGAGGAGAUGAGCGAUCUGACAGUUGAUAACACUGGCUUGUGCUGUUCUUGAUGCAAUCCCACGUCAUGAGUCAGUGGCCGGUGCCGGUCAGCCCUGGUAUUGUGAGCACCGCACGGCAUUAUCUUGCUCAUGGAGUCGGGUUUCAUCACGCGGUGGGGGGGGGGGGGGGCACCUGCAAUUCCCAUCCAGCAUGCUCUUGGUCAGACUUUUCUCCGGUAGACUGUACGGUGAACGUGCCACACGCUUCACAUGUAACCCCCUGGGGGGUUUUGUACUCUUGUUUAAUAGUAGAGUCUACCCAGGACCUGGACAUGCCUGAUGGCAUGUGUACAUGUAAGCCCGUGUUACUUAUUGCUGACCACAUUGGACUGGAAAUGUCCAGAACUUCAAUUUGAUGUAGUAUUUUAUUGACCAUCUUAACAAUCGUAUGUCUGACAGUUAGACCUGUUGUUGGAUUACUACUUUCUACUGGACAGUACUCGCUACUUUCUGCUAGGCAGUUUUCUUGUUCUUUGUAUCUUGUUCAGUUCCCUACUCGACUUCAGGAAAUGCACAGGGAAUGUUCAUGUAAUUCUAUUGCAAUCCUAUUGUGAAAGUCCUACUCUUGUACAAUCAAAGUCAUGUACAUGUUGUAGACUGACACUAUCAGAUGCAUGCAGUGCAGGACUGCUCCUCUAGGGCUAUGCUUGUGCUGAUUUCAAUGUCCACAACCGUACUUGUACAUGUGCUGUAGUGAGUUGGGAUAUUUCCCUGGCAUUGCCGCAAGAGCACCCUACCAUCUCGA
This is a messenger RNA of Sycon ciliatum, 1681 nucleotides long. Its product is annotated as surfeit locus protein 6 homolog. Gene Ontology annotation, cellular component: nucleolus. The record is from RefSeq and is a predicted model, not a curated record. Gene Ontology annotation, biological process: ribosomal large subunit biogenesis; ribosomal small subunit biogenesis. Gene Ontology annotation, molecular function: DNA binding; RNA binding. The transcript has 3 exons. Lineage: Eukaryota; Metazoa; Porifera; Calcarea; Leucosolenida; Sycettidae. Bases 143 to 907 code for a protein of 254 amino acids.